GUUGCCAGUUCGUACACGCAAGCAUCGAAUAGUCUACGCUACUAUAUGAGUUGGUCUACAAUGUUCUUAAAACCGAAAUUGGACAUUGAAGAUAUACAGCGACUGGUUUUAAAAGUGUACGGAUUAAAGGUUUUAUCGGUGGAAAAUCUAGACAGCUAUGACGAUAAAAAUUAUCACAUCGGAGUCGUCGAAACUGUUGAUGGGAACUGUAAGAUAACCAGGACCGAUCGACAUGGAUACACCUUAAAAAUUCUCAAUACAGUUUCUUCUCAGAAAACUGCUGCAAUAGAUAUUCAACAUACUAUGAUAGAGGAAGUAUCAAGAAUAGGAAUAAAAACACCAAAACCCCAGCCUAAUCUAAAGGGAGAUAACUGGUCGAUGGAAUUAUUAAAAUCAGAAGAUGGUAACAACUGGUUUUUAGUUCGUCUGUUCAACUAUGUACCGGGUACUUUGCUGCAGUCGGUUCCUGUGACUCUGGAUCUCUGUUACCAGAUUGGUGAAUGUGCUGGAAAAAUGGACGUAGCACUAAAGAAUGUUAGCAGACCUAUUGGUUGGGAAUGUGAAUUUAGUCACUGGAGUAUGGAAGUAAUACCUGAAUUAUUACAACAUUUACAUCCUAUUAAAGAUGGCGAUGAUAGACAUUUACUACAAACAGUUAUACAAGAAUUUGAUUCAAAGGUUCUGUCCUGUUACGAAAAAUUUCAAAAAGGUUUUAUCCACGGUGACAUGAAUGAUGCAAACAUCCUUGUAACUUCAAACACAGUUCACAACAAUAACAAAAACAGCACAAGUGAGGAAGAUUAUAAGCUUGAAGCAAUAAUUGAUUUUGGCGACUUCUCCUUUUCUUUGUAUAUUUUCGAAGCUGCCAUUAUGAUGAGUUAUUUGGUUUUAUUAACAAAAGAUUUUGAUAUUGUUAACGUACCAGGAAAAAUUUUAUCAGGGUAUUUAAAAUACAUAACCCUUUCCGACGCAGAACUAUGUUUUUUAAAACUUUGUAUGUGCGCUCGAUUGGCUCAAAGUAUUGUAAGGGGAGCACUCAGCAAUGAAAAUGAUGUUGGUAAUACCUAUACCCAGAAUACCAGUAUCACAGCUUGGAAAGCACUGAAAAAACUUUGGCCAGUUUCUAAUGAAGGAAUCCUAAAACAAUGGCUAAUGGUGUAGACACAAUGGUGUAUAGAGGUCUUGGAGGGGGGUGGGGGGAGAGAAAGCAAGAGAAAGAGAUAAAAGAGUCCACUGACACAAACUAGGCCCUUUCAGGACUAACAUAUGGUACUAUUUUAUUUCAAUAUAGUUUGCUUGUGUGUACGGCUCUUUGGCUGUGGUAGGAAACUGGAACUGGAUGAUCUGGAGAAACACACAAGUUUGGACAGGCGAUCCUACUCCUUGUCAUAUAUACAAGUGGGGAAUCGAUAGAUUCGACCACUAAAGUCCCACAGAUAGCCUGCCAUGAAGACUCAAGUGGGGUUUACAUCAUCUUGAUUGAAUAAGUAAUACACACUUAUUAUUAUAAUGAUAUUUGAGUUUCAUGUUAAAAGCCAUUUAUAUCUAUAUAUUAUAGGGGUAAUGUAUUUGUCCUGACAGCAGUGGAUGGACCUCUGUUUAUCAACCCAGCCUAACAACUAAGCCCACUUUUCUCGCUAGCACUGCAGGCGAAAUUGAGAUGUUAGAGCUGUCUAUAUGUUGCAUUUUAUCAGUUACAAGUGGUUAAGUUCAUCGCUGCUCUAUAAGCGAGGAUCAAAUAAUAGGGAGCCACAGUGGUUGAGUGAUCGAGUUACGGGCUGGGCUGCUAACCAUGAGGUCCUAUCUUAGGGUGGCAAAUAAAGUUUAUCCGGAUUUUCUGGCAUGUUUUUAUGUUUGUCAGUGGUGCAGGACAGAGGGUCAUACAGUGUCUAGAAAGUUGAUCAGGAUUUUCUGGCAUGUUUUUCUGCUUGUCAGUGGUGCAUGACAGAAGACCAUACAGUGUCUAAUCCUUCGGAUGGGACAAAAAAAAAACCCCUGAGGUUCUAAUUUGGGUCACAAAAUUAUAUAGGAAGCCACAGGAAUUUUUCAUAAGGAUAGUUAUAUACACUUCUAUAAAUAAAUAUUAUAUGAUGUGUCUGUAGUUUGGAUUGAUUAGUUGUUAAAAAGAAUUAAAUUUUCCAAUCAGUAGAUGAAUCAAGAGAGAGGGAGAGAGAGGAAAAUGAGCAGAGGGUACACUGUUAGUCAGACUGGUACUAAUACAAGUGAUCAUUACUCUAAACUAAUUUAGAUAUAAACUUUUAGGGGCAUGUAGUUACUGGAUAAAGCACAGCCUAGAAUUAUUAAUACAUAUAAGCGAAUAUUGAAUGAAUUGAGUGAUUAGAAGACAUGUCUUUAAAUGGCAUUCAAAAUAGACGCCUUCUCGUAUUAUCAGCUCAUGGCAUUUCUUCGUUUCGUUGUGAAUUUCCCCGGUGGUUCUAAUUUUUAUAGCAGAAAUAUGUGGGAAAUAAAGGAAUCCAGGUCAUAAGUCGCAUUAUCCCUUUUUUUUGUGGCGUUCGCUCUUCGCCGUUUUAAAAGAAUCACAGACACCGAUUGGAUGGGGUGGUGCUAUUCUCAACAGGAUUUCAGAGUUUCGAAAAAUCACACAUUUCUGAUUUUGAUUCAGGGUGUCUAGUUCUCAAACUCAAACUGCAGUAGUAGGCCUACUACUUUCUGUUAUUUUUCGAGAAUUUACUACGGUUACUGUUCAUUUUUUUCGCGUGCUGCCGCCAUAUUUUUCAGGAAAAAAUGAUAAAACAUAGGCCGUUAUAAUGAUCAAUGAAUACAACACAAGAAAUGAAGAGGCAUUAACAUAACUAAUUAUCCUUUCCAAGAAUGAAAUUCAAAUUCUGUGAAUUAAAAAAAAACAUCCAUAGCUUUACUUUCAAUUUCAUUCUGUUAGAUUCGCAGAAGAAAGGUGUGUAAUUGGUAUGUUUUCCUUGAAAAAAUCCUCAACCUCAGUUUUAAACGUUUCAGGUGUGUGUUACAUAGUGUGUAAUAUUUGAGAUGCCCCCAUCCAUUCUAGUACCAACAUGGCGGAAUUAUUUCAAGACUGGAAUCAAAGUGACAAAUUUCAGAACUUUGAGCGAGUCUUAAUCCAUUGUCAAUUGCACAUUCUAAUGUAAAAUGAAUGGUAUUGACGAAAUUGUAAAUUAUUGUACGGUGUUGAUUCAAGCUAAAGUGUGUUUAGGCACGACAGCCUCAAGUAUAAAUAUAGGAUUAUCAAUAUUGAAAUUGGUCAAGGCUUUGCGUCAUUGCCCUAUAUUUUUUUUAAAUGAAGUUCGCAAUUAAAAUUUCGAACAGUUUUGCAGUAAAUGUGAUAACACAUUAGAGAUUCAAUGAAGAUUGCCGGAAAGUUGUUAAAAUGAGUUCCACAUUGGAGGAGAGACUGGUGGAAGAGGAAGCAAAGGUUUUGUACCCUCCAUGUUCUUCGAUCCGGAAUACAGAGAACCAGACUACUCACCACCAUCUUCCAUAUCCCACCAGUUUAAUAGGUCUAUGAUGUGAUAUCGUUCUAAUGUGAAUAGAGCAUCUUUUAAAUGACGAAACCAGUAUUCACAUUUGGGUAAUUUCAAUAACAAAUCAGUAUUAACGUGCGCUUCAGAUUCCCUCUCCAAUUGUUUUGUAUACUUUUCCUGAAAAUCAUAAUAUAUACAUUUGGUCAAAAAAAUAAGUCUGACAAUCCUAUAUUCAUAUGGUCCAUCUGAUGGGUAUAUAGGGUUUUAGUAUGAUGUGUCAGCGUUUUUGACUGGCCAGCAGUACAGUUUGGUAUACCUUUCCGGAAAAUUAA
Molecule: messenger RNA, 3787 nt
Organism: Patella vulgata (common limpet)
Lineage: Eukaryota; Metazoa; Mollusca; Gastropoda; Patellidae
Product: hydroxylysine kinase
Exons: 6
Coding region: 46-1161 (371 amino acids)
Molecular function (GO): amino acid kinase activity
Source: RefSeq, a predicted model, not a curated record